GCAAUGCCACAGAAGCUGCAUUUCAAAGUCAUUCAUGCUUCUGGUCAAGAUGAUGUUUACAGGGCUAGUGAACUCAACUAUCACAGUCCUUUGACAAAAGGAUGGCAGUCUGCACGGUUUUGUUUGUAUCCACAAGACAUAGUCCUUCAGUUGGAAGAAAGGUCAAGGUUGAGGAAAAUCCAGAUCUUAUCCCAUCAGCAUCUUAUCUCAACAAAAAUCGAGUUCUUUGUUGGGGAUGUACCUGAUGGAACAGCAUUAACUCUGGAAAAUGUCAGAUAUGCAAGGCUAGGGUAUGUAUCCUUGUCAGACAAUGAGAAGACAGGCUUUAAGGCCCGAGAACUCAAGUCUGUUCAUGUAGAUGCAGUCGGCAAUUUCCUGAAGUUGAAUAUUCACAAAAACCAUGUCAACAAACAUAACAUGUACAACCAGGUGGGGAUAAUCGCUAUAAAUGUGAUAGGCAGUGAGAUCAGGAGGAGCUAUGAACUGACAGAUCCAGAAUUUCUGCUGGAUGAAACAAAAAUUGACAGAUAUUCUUCUUUAGAUGGAUUGAUUAAUAAGCCUGAUUACAUUUCACCACUGGAUGAUCUUGCAUUCGACAUGUACCAGGACCCAGAAAUAGCUCAAAUUAUUCGCCGACUUGAAAGAAGAAAACAGGAAGCAGUUUUACAGGAGCGUUAUGAUUAUGCAAAGAGGUUAAAACAAGCAAUUGAAGAACUGCAAAAG
Molecule: messenger RNA, 723 nt
Organism: Candidula unifasciata
Lineage: Eukaryota; Metazoa; Mollusca; Gastropoda; Stylommatophora; Geomitridae
Source: the annotation of a GenBank genome assembly